AUGGAAGAACUGCAAUCAGCUCAAAGAGAAAAACAUUCAUCAUAAGCCUAUUACGUUUAACUUUUUCCUCAAAUCAGUCUUUGCAAGUUCAUUUUCAAAUAUGAUAGGUCAGAGUUCAGAUGUCAACCUAGUAAUUAAGCUUUGUAAAGAAUUUUCACAAUAAACGAGCUGAUCAAAAGGAAACUAAGCGUAUUUGGAUUAGACGAAGCCAAUAAGUCUUUGAUAUCAGGAAGUGUAUCAGGAGCACUAGGCAUGGUGUUCUAUGUUCCAGUGGAAAUACUUAAGUGUAGAGCCUAGAUAAUGAAGGAUUAAUACAUGACUAUGAGAUAACUCUUGCCAAUUAUAGUUAAAAAUGAGGGUGUUUCAGCUCUAUACAGAGGAUUCUGGGUUAAUUGUUUAAGAGAUGUGCCAGGAUGGGGAGUGUAUUUCUACUUAUAUGAAUUUUUGAAAGCAUUUUCCAAGAAAACGAGAGACAUCCUAUAUCCCAAUACAGAUUAUGAUAGAGCAGGAAAUGAUUGGCUAAUUAACAUUAAUGCAGGCGGCUUAGCAGGAGUGUUAAGUUGGCUAGUGUUAUUUCCAUUCGAUGUGGUCAAGACACAUAUUUAGCUUAGCAGAGAAAAAGUAGCACCGAAAAUGGGCUAUGUAUUUAAAAAUCAAUAUAGGCUUCAUGGCUACAAAUACUUCUUCAAGGGUCUAAGCCCAACACUUAUUAGAGCAUACCCUGUAAACGCCAUUACUCUAAGCAGUUUCGAUUACAUAAACAAGCAUUUUAACAAAGAUUGA
Messenger RNA from Stylonychia lemnae, 783 nucleotides. NCBI's taxonomy places the organism in Eukaryota, Ciliophora, Spirotrichea, Sporadotrichida, Oxytrichidae. The record is from the annotation of a GenBank genome assembly.